AUGAAAACUCGCCAGCAUGCUCGUUCCAUCAGCUUGCCAACAAGAACAAACCCGCUCCUUGCUCAGUUCGAUGAAAACCUGAGCAGUCUAAGGGGAGAUGAGGCCACAUCUAACUCGCUGUCUUCCCUUGGAGAUAGGCUGGGUAAACUACAAGAUCUAUAUGUUUCCGUUGAUGACUUGAUUCAGAUGUCUCACAUUCAACAAUUGGUCCAAGAAUCCAACAAGAAACAAGCUGACGGUGUAUUGGAUACAUAUAUAAGGAUCUUGGAUGCCUGCACAGCCACCAAGGACAUUUUCUCACAGGCAAAGCACGAUGUGCAAGAGCUUCUUUCGUCAAUCCGUAGAAAGAAAGACACAACUGAUGCACAUGGAAAUUAUUUGGCCUCAAGAAAGAAGGCCAAAAGGCCAAUUCAAAAGGCUCUAAAGGAUCUCAAGAUUGUCAAGAUCUCUGAAGGAGUAGAUCAAGUAGAAACUAUUCGUUUAUUCAACAAAGUCCAAUCUGCCACAAUUUCCGUGCUUGAAUCAUCCUUGUGUUAUGUUAUGGGGACAAAGACACACUCGAGCUUGGUAUCAAAGCUAAUGCGCAGCAAAUCAAAGGACGCAAGCAAAAAUGAAUUCGAUCAAAUGGAUCAAGCUUUGGAUGCGCAACAGUUGGGAGAGAUGGAAUUGAAAAUACAAGAUAUUGAAGAAGGACUAGAUUGCUUGUUCAAACACUUGAUCAAGACUAGAGUUUUGCUCUUGAACCUGAUUAGCUACUAG
This is a messenger RNA of Impatiens glandulifera, 759 nucleotides long. RefSeq lists its product as uncharacterized. Gene Ontology annotation, biological process: root development; shoot system development. The record is from RefSeq and is a predicted model, not a curated record. NCBI's taxonomy places the organism in Eukaryota, Viridiplantae, Streptophyta, Magnoliopsida, Ericales, Balsaminaceae. The transcript has a single exon. The coding region runs from base 1 to 759 and encodes 252 amino acids.